GCACCGUCCAUUGCACAACGCUAUCGAAGCUCCACGGUUUUGCGAAUGACUUCAUUGCAACAUUUCACAAUGCUUCGCGCGUCACAGGCUUAGGCUAGAGGAAUACACAGGAUAAAGUGCAGGCUUAAGCUGCAUGAUAGCUGCAGCUACCGGUCCUAGUGCACCGAAAAAUCAAUGCCGCGUUCAGUAAGUGCAAGAACUUCAAGCAGCCCACACUACCCUUGGUGGGCGCAACGCAUCAUGGUGAACAAAUACUCCCUGCUCGGUCUGCUCGUGCUCGGUGCGUUGUGCGGAAGCGAUGGCCAAACGCCAACCGUACUGCGGGACACGGUCUGGGGCGAGUUUCCGUCGGUCGUACUGGUGAAAACUCCACGCGAACAUCAGUACUGUCUCGGGACGGUCGUGAACGCGAACCACGUCCUAACGUCCGCGUUCUGUGUGCUUAGCUACGAUCGGAUGCGCGUGUUUCCGGCCCGGCUGGUGCGUGUGUUUGGUGGUGACAUUAGUGUGAGUCCGGUGUCUCCCACGCGCCAGACCCGCACCGGGCAGCACAUUUUUGUCCACGAAAACUAUCGUCCACACACGUUCGAAAACAAUAUUGCCAUCAUUCGUCUUACCGAACCCUUCCAUCUGCCGAGCAAUGCGAUCGAGGAGGCACCCAUCAGAAUGCGCAUCGUGCCAGAAGCGCAUCCGUGCUACGUGGUGACUUGGUACCGACCGCCCGGUACCGAUGUCAACCCCGGCCUGGAGAUCCCGCGACAGCAAACGUUCAACGUGAACGUACGCAACCGGGAUAGCUGUGCUGCCGAACGGCGUACGGAGCUUACGUUGCAGGAGAACGCCAUCUGCACGUACACGACGACCGUGAUGAAUGUCGUGCAGGGCGAUCCGAUGUUCUGCAACGGGGAGCUUACCUCUAUCCAGUCGUACACGUUUAUGCCGCCCGGGCAGCAGCCACAGACGCAACCGAACCUGGUGUCCACCCAGGUACGGUUCUACAUUCACUGGAUAAACGCUCAGCUCAACCGAACGCAGCCGAUGCCGGAAGGGUGGAACCCGGUAGAGUUUUGAUGCAGAUUAGCAUCACUUUAGUGGUAGGCAAGCAGUAAUAAAAAGGAUGUUCUAAUCUGCUGCA
Anopheles stephensi (Asian malaria mosquito) is the source of this 1135-nucleotide messenger RNA. RefSeq names its product chymotrypsin-C-like. The record is from RefSeq and is a predicted model, not a curated record. The transcript is spliced from 2 exons. The coding region runs from base 175 to 1071 and encodes 298 amino acids. Gene Ontology annotation, biological process: proteolysis. Gene Ontology annotation, molecular function: serine-type endopeptidase activity. Lineage: Eukaryota; Metazoa; Arthropoda; Insecta; Diptera; Culicidae.